This is a messenger RNA of Hibiscus syriacus, 913 nucleotides long. Its product is annotated as transcription factor MYB48-like. Gene Ontology annotation, molecular function: DNA-binding transcription factor activity; sequence-specific DNA binding. Gene Ontology annotation, biological process: regulation of DNA-templated transcription. The coding region runs from base 46 to 756 and encodes 236 amino acids. The transcript is spliced from 3 exons. The record is from RefSeq and is a predicted model, not a curated record. Gene Ontology annotation, cellular component: nucleus. NCBI's taxonomy places the organism in Eukaryota, Viridiplantae, Streptophyta, Magnoliopsida, Malvales, Malvaceae.
UCAGUUGAACUUAAAUACCCUUUUCCAGGAAGAAUCUAAGAGAGAAUGAAAAUGGUGCAAGAUGAAGUCCGAAAGGGUCCGUGGACCGAACAAGAAGACGUCCUACUGGUGAACUUUGUUCACUUAUUCGGAGACCGGCGAUGGGAUUUUAUAGCCAAAGUUUCAGGUUUGAACCGAACCGGGAAAAGUUGCAGGUUACGAUGGGUUAAUUACUUGCACCCUGGUCUCAAAAGGGGCAAGAUGACUCUCCAUGAAGAACGACUAGUCCUCGAGCUUCACGCCAAAUGGGGAAACAGGUGGUCGAGAAUUGCUCGGAAAUUACCUGGUCGCACCGACAACGAAGUCAAGAACUAUUGGAGAACUCAUAUGAGAAAGAAGGCUCAAGAAAAGAAACAAGCCGUCUCACCAUCGUCAUCGUCUUCGAAUUGUCAUUCAUCGUCGUCGACAGUCACCGCAGUUGAAUCCUCGCCCUUCUCGGACACUGGAAAGGCAAGUUUCUACGACACCGGAGGCCCCAACAUGGCGGGAUUGGAAGAUGAACACGGUUACUCCAUGGAUGACAUAUGGAAAGACAUUGAUAUGUCCGAAGAAAACACAAUAAUAAAGCCUCUGUCUCCUUCAAUGGCUUCUCCCUCAUGGGAAUACUGUUGGGACUCACUGUGGAAGAUGGAUGAUGAAGAAGAGAGUAAGAUGUUCUUCAACACCAAUCAACUUGUUUCUCGUUAUGAAUACGGAAAAGCAUCAGUAACCGGCUAAUCACAAAUUCAUUUAUUUGUUCAUACUGUAAUACUACUCUAUUUCCUAGGGAAACUCUAACCUGUAUAGCUGUGUUUUCUCCUUUCUUAUCUCAAUCUUGCAUAUAAAUCGCUGAAAUAAUGAUAAUAUCACCUCUGUAUCUUGUUAUAUAAUCAAA